This is a messenger RNA of Cotesia glomerata, 4760 nucleotides long. RefSeq lists its product as uncharacterized. NCBI's taxonomy places the organism in Eukaryota, Metazoa, Arthropoda, Insecta, Hymenoptera, Braconidae. Gene Ontology annotation, biological process: activation of GTPase activity. Gene Ontology annotation, molecular function: protein binding; guanyl-nucleotide exchange factor activity. The record is from RefSeq and is a predicted model, not a curated record. The transcript is spliced from 10 exons. The coding region runs from base 567 to 4637 and encodes 1356 amino acids.
CUACAGAACACGACGUUCACACACGUGUCUGGUGUCAGUCGGUACCAAGAGACGAUUCGCAACGCUCGAUUUAUUUGCUCGCAUUUCUCCCCAGUAUAAAUAUAAAUAUAAUAAUAAUUUUCACUUGCUCAACAAACUCUGGAAUUUGUUGUUAAAGUUACUGAAGAGAAAUGUGAUGUGAUUAAAAUUAAAAUUUAAAAUGGAGCGCGCGAAUAUUAGUUCAAAUUAAAAUGCCGGUUAUUUUCAACGGUGGUGGUUAAUUGACAGAUUUAUUGUGCUUAAUCAAUGGUAUUUAUACUUCCUAAUCAAAAAUGUUUUUUAUUUUUUUUAUUUCUAAUUAACUACUCAGAAGUAAGUGAGUAAUAAAUGAUAGUGCUGAUGGUGAAAAAAAAUAUGAGUUGAAACGGAAAUACAUUUUUUGUUAUCAAGUGAAUAAUAUGUGGUAAAAAUUUUAUCCGUCAUUUAUUAACUAUUGUUGUUAUUAUUUUUAGUUUAAAUGCUUGAUUGAGUGGAUGACGUUGGAGUUAAGAAUUUAAAUAUUUAAAAAGCAAAAACUUUGUGAGGUUAUGCAGCUUCAACGGACACCUAGCGUUGCCAAUUCAGAUAAUAAUAAUCAUUAUGAUAAAUUGUUAUUAAAUAAUAUUGCGUGCAAGACAAUGGGAAGUAGGACGAUUAAUUCAACGGUAUUGCAUAAUCGGAGUUUUCUUCAUGGUGAUACUGUCGUUGUCAGUGAUGAUAAGCAUAAUAACAAAAAUACAAUUGACAGUUUAGCUCUGAGGAGAGCCAGCUUACCACUCCAGUUGGUGCCAAAUGAUAUUGUUUGCAUUGAUAAUAAUACUGAUUUUAUAAGUGAUGACAAUGAUUCUUCUGUUUAUGAUUCCUCAACUUCAAUUGUUUCCCAACUGGAUUCAAAGGAGUUGGAAAGUACAAAGGACAAUGAUGUAGAAGAAAGAAUCUCAACCGAGUCUGUCGAGUCUGCAGUUGAUACUAAUACGAAUAAAGCGGACAUUGACUUUAAAGAUGAUGUACAUUACAAGGAUGGUGAUGAUUCGUGGGAAAAUAAGACUGAGACAAAGCUAGACCAUAAAUUUACAAUAACACGCCCAAAAAGAUACUGCCCAUCGUCGAAAUUUGGAUCCAACAGUAGUAAAAAAAGAUUCAUUGUUAAACCAAGAUGGAUUUUUACUCGAACUGUUUUACACUAUGUGCCUAAACAUAAACGUACUAGGAAAUUAAUAAAUAAUAUAUUGCCCAUAAGUAAAUACAAAGAUACAAACAAGGAUAAUAAUAAAAGUAUUAAUAAACAAAACAAUAAUAAUAAUAAAUACAAUUGGCCAAAACGUAAUGUGUCAUUACCAUCAAAUUUUGUUCACGUAGCAGGUGUGAGAAGAUGGUCUUGGUUAGAAAAUGUUGAUGAUAAUUCAAUGCAAAUUAUUAAUCACAAAGAGAAAUGUGCGACUCUAACGUUGAUAAACGAUAAAAGAAAGAAUAGUCUUAUAAAAAUGGGUGAUGACGAUGAAUUUAUUUGUAAGAGAAGUUCAUCGGCGGAAACUCUAGUUGGUGAAAAUAUUAAGGAACCUGAUACGAAUUUUAAUAAAAGACAAACAACGGUAUCCAUCAUUGGGAGUUCUAGGAGAAAUUCUGACGAACAUCUCGCCAAAACAAAUAACGAAUCAGCUGUUUAUUCGUCGAAACUUCAAGCAAAUACUAGUUUCUUAUGGAGUCGCAUUGCUAAAUGUUCUGGUAAUGAUAAUAAUAAUAUGAAACUGGAAAAACUUGAAAGAGUUGAGCUGUGUAAUUAUGAUGAUGACGAUGAUGAGUAUGACGAUGUCGGAUCACCUUCACCGUAUGUUCUUGAUGACACGUACGACGAUGUGGGCGUACCAGAAUUACGUGUAAAUGGAUCAGUGAAUAAUGAAGACGAACAAGUUUAUGAUGAUGUUAUGCUUGUACGUGAUCCUUUGCCAGCUAAAGUACCCACAAUUGAAAAAGAAAAUAGUGGUAGUAGUUGUAGUAGUAGUGGUAGUGGUAAUGAGCAUGACAAGAAUGCCGAUAAAGUUUCAGCGAAUAAAACGCAAGUCGUAACGGGAAGAAAUUUUAAAGAAAUUGAAAAAGAAGAAUAUGAAGAAGAACAUGAUUUGAUAUACAUGAGAAAUGAUUAUUCAACAGUUGAUGAGGAUGCUGAUGAUGAGGUUACUGUUUACGAUGAUGUAGGUGUUGUUUUAUGUGAAUCUCGCGUUAAUAGUAUUUAUGCUGGCUCCAUCAACAUUAGUCAACUAGAUCCGUCGAAAGAAUCUGAGUGGGAGGAUUUGGAUGAAAAUUCAUCUAUAAACGGAUUGUCUAAAAAUCUACGAGCGCUAUUAAGAAAUGCAUCUGAUAAUCAAAAUGCGUGGAGCAAUAAAAAGAAAUCGGGACAAAGACGUACGCGGAAAGUGCGUCGUCAAAGAUCGAAAGCAUCGCGAAAGAAUUCAGCACGCUCGACCAACCGAGUGUCUCGACCGUCCACUGUCUCUGAUACGGGCUCAGACGAUUCAAACUACGAGACACUGUAUUCAUUUGAGCCGUAUGAGUCUAAUCAAGUGGAUCCAAUUAAUAGUGGAAGUCAAUUAUUUAAUUCAUCAGACGAUAAAAGUAAUAAAAAUUUAACUGUCGACUUAACUGAUGAAUCGACGAGAGAACGAAUUAAUUUGGGUGCUCCACUAAGACCGGUACCACCGCCGCCAAGAGAAUCUAGUCUCACUGGGACAUUUGGGAAACGUAUGAAGAUGUUGAAACGUACCUGGAGUAUUACUAAAGGAAGCUUAGGACGAAUGAGAAGAAGAACUUCUGGUUCCACGGAAACAGACUCAAAUACGGAUGACUUUAAUACCAAAUCGAGUCAAGUGUUUAACUUCAAAAAACAUUUUCAACGUUCCAGUGCGGCAAUGUCAACAUUUUAUCUCGAUAACGAUAAUGCUACAAGUGUCAGAAAUAAUAACAAUAAUAAUAAUAAUAGUGCGAGUACCAGUACUAGUUGUGAUGAUAUUUAUGAAAAUAGCAAUUGGAUCAAUGCUAAUUACUCAAAACGUGAUGGAAAUGCGGUUGAUGACUACAAUAUAUUAUCGGAAGAACCGCUGUAUCAAUUUUAUGCGGCUUCGACAUUCCGUGGUGCUUUUCAGUCAGAUUCAGACAGUUAUGGUGAUGCUGAAGAUUCAUUGCCGUCAGCUUCCGAACUGGGUAAACCUGGUUGUAGGACUCUUUGGUGUCAAACGCCUCAAGUUAUUAAAAGUGGUUUACUAGAGCAACUAACAAGUGAUGAAAAAAAAUUACAAGAAGCCAAAUUUGAAAUAAUAACUUCUGAAGCAUCAUAUUUAAAUUCUUUGCGAGUAUUAGUUAAUGAGUUUCUGAUAAACCAUGAGCUGGUCUACGAAGCACUAUCAGCAACAGACCGUGAAAAAUUGUUUGGCAGUGUACCGAGUGUUUUGAUAGCAUCGGAAAGACUUUUAGCGGAAUUAGAGAGUGUGUGGCGUGCUGAUCCGAUGUUAAAAGGUCUACCGGAAGUGUUACUUAAACACGCAGAACGUUGCUCCAAAAUAUACACGGACUAUUGCUCAAAUCAAGUGAGCAUUGACUUGACGUUGAAAGAACUUCGUUCUAAGAAAUCAUCAAAAUUCGUAGAAACCGUUACUCGAAUAGAGUCCCAUCCAGCUUGUCAGAGUCUGUCGCUUCACUCAUUCCUGAUGUUACCGAUGCAACGAGUCACAAGACUGCCAUUACUCGCUGAUGCGGUGCUGUCGAAACUGUCGACGGAGCAUGAAGAACGGCUCGAUUGGGAAAAAGUUCUGUCUGUACUCGGGCGAGUCGUUACCGAGUGUAAUGAAGGUGCAAGAGUCGCAGGAAGACAAAUUGAAAUGGCUUCACUGGCUAAAAAAAUUGAGUACACGACUAAGGUACCGUCUAUUGAUUUGCGUGAUAGGUAUCUGGUACGAAGCGGCCCUGUUACACAGAUACUCGCUAAACCUGGUACUGAGUAUGUACUGACAUUUAGAAAAAAAUUUCACAAGACACCGCUUUAUCUUUUGUUGUUAACAGAUCAUUUACUUAUUGCUAAAUUAAAGUCAAAUAAUCAAGAUGAAGUAUAUUCAGUGAUUGAUUCGUGUAAAAGAAGCCUUAUUGCAUUAGAAAAAGUUCCUGAUGAUUCGCCUUUCGCUGGACGACAUGCGAUGAUUUUAACAUUACUCGACAAUUACUGCAGUCGGCAUGUCGAAUAUAUUUUGUCUUGUCAAAAUUCUACUGAAAGAGAGAGAUGGCUUGAUGCAGUGUCACCGCCGAAACCAAAUUUAGUUGGUGAAACUUUGUAUGAAACAUGGGAUUGUCCACAAGUUAUGGCUUUGUAUUCUUACACUCCAGUACAACCCGAUGAAUUAUCACUUCAACCAGGUGACGUGAUAAACGUUCUCAGAAAGAUGGCUGAUGGGUGGAACCUCGGAGAAAAACUAGUAGGUGGUGAACAAGGCUGGUUUCCAGGUAAUUAUACUAAAGAAGUUGCUUCUGAGCAUGUACGUGCUAAAAAUCUGAGACAGAGACAUCGACUUCUUGCACUCAGCGAGAGCCUUUUACAGCAGUACGCUAACCAAUCGGUUUGUAUCAAUCGAUAAUGUGAUAUAAUAUUUUUUGUUGAUUUAUUCUAAAUAUUAAAAUUAAUUGUAUAAAUUUUUUAGAGGACUAACUGAAAUUUUUUUAUGUCAAUUUUUGUUACUCCAUUAAAAUGGUGAAAAAUA